Annulohypoxylon truncatum is the source of this 549-nucleotide messenger RNA. RefSeq lists its product as uncharacterized. NCBI's taxonomy places the organism in Eukaryota, Fungi, Ascomycota, Sordariomycetes, Xylariales, Hypoxylaceae. The transcript has 2 exons. The coding region runs from base 1 to 549 and encodes 182 amino acids. The record is from RefSeq and is a predicted model, not a curated record.
AUGCAGUGCAAAGCCAAUCUUAACAGAAUUCCUUGCCAUAACUCGGCGGAAAGCAAUUCCUAUUGCCCACUACAUUAUAUGCAAGAACGGGCGUUAUACCAUUUUUAUAAAGAAAACGAGCACGAGUUCGAAGCACUACAACGCUCACAGAAAUAUCGUGAGCGCCAGCACAAAUAUUUAGCAACCGCACAUCGAUACCUCUCGUUGGCUAUUUGUGGACGAAUUUUACACUCGAAGUGGUUCUUCCCAAAUGACUUGUGUCUCGGCCACUGGGAGCGCACUAUGAUACUUAGAAGCCAAAGAAGGGAAGUUGAGUACGCAGUCCUUACGACGGGCCACAGUAUACGAGUUCAAGAAUACCAUGACAGAGAAAUCAUGAAUGAACUCAUGAACGCAACACAGAUUUUCGGCAUGGACGAAGCCGUUGGCAUAAAAAUAAAAGAUUUAAUCAAUAAACUUCCGGCAAUAGAGAUCUCGCCAGAAAGCGAGCUUGGCACCGUUUCCCUAGAAAGCUAUAUGGAAAGUGUCAAAGCACCUACGGAGUGGUAA